GCGGCGAUCUAUCACAUCUCGGCCGGCUCACAAGAACCUUAUCCUUGGGCCGAGCCACGAUGAUAUUCAUUGACUUACCUUGGCCCUGCCGAUGUUGCUCACUUUCGGUCCGACAGGGGAGGCUUAUCAACCCCUUCCGAUUGGUGAUGAUGAUAAUGAUGGUGCAAAUCGCUCAAUGAGCCGACGCUGGUUCGCAACACUUGUGUCUCUCACUAUCGUGGUCGGAGCAUUUCUAUCACUUACGGCUUUUCCCUUCGAACGCGUUUGCCUCAAUUUUAGAUUCCUGGGCGGUUUCGAAAAACAAACUACUAUUUUCUCUAGGCAGCUGGUAUUCACCCGACCAUCGAUCAUCAUCUUUAGCUCUCUUUGAAUGAGACUGCCGCAGACAUCACAUCAUCCUAUGACAUGCGUCACUUAUAGAUGACAAAGGAGAUGCCGUACACAUUCCACAACAUGAAACCUGAUGGAAUGACUGGCUGCUGACGUUGUCUCUGC
This is a messenger RNA of Aspergillus uvarum CBS 121591, 495 nucleotides long. RefSeq lists its product as uncharacterized. The transcript has a single exon. Bases 92 to 370 code for a protein of 92 amino acids. The record is from RefSeq and is a predicted model, not a curated record. NCBI's taxonomy places the organism in Eukaryota, Fungi, Ascomycota, Eurotiomycetes, Eurotiales, Aspergillaceae.